Molecule: messenger RNA, 1414 nt
Organism: Penaeus chinensis
Lineage: Eukaryota; Metazoa; Arthropoda; Malacostraca; Decapoda; Penaeidae
Exons: 2
Coding region: 107-1135 (342 amino acids)
Source: RefSeq, a predicted model, not a curated record
GCCACAUUUUGUAUUCCACGGGAAUGAAAUAUGAGUAUUAACGAAAACUCAUUCCAAAGGAUAUGUUCCCUAAACUGAAAUAUUUUGUUUUUUUUCUGUCCAGGAAAUGGGUCGACAUAUAUUUAAAAACAGCGAAAGAAGGGGCCAGCUCUCUCUACUGCAGUUUAGCCCAAAUGACUACCCGUCCACAGACACCAUCGAGCUGCCAGUGGAUGGAGACGUCUUGCGGCGUCUUGUAGUAUCACUGCACACCAGACGUCCUCUCGACCAGCUGAGUGGCCGCCGCUCUGCCUCCCCCUCCAACCUGUGCGAGGUCUUUCAUUCACGGCCGGAUCUCCUGCUCAGAAGCCCAGUAAUGAAGGUGGUACUGGUGUCUGUGCUGGCGGCGGUGGCGAUGCAGCCUUGGCCUCCGUCCCUGGCCGCUGUCACCGCCAACCUCUUUCGUAGAGUGGAGGUCUCGAGAACGACGCUGAUGAGGUCACAGAACACAGAACUCGCCCAGCUUCCUUCAGGACUCUCCGAUUUAAUCCGCUGUGCUGCCGCGUGCACUGUUGACCCUCAAUGCCAAAUGUGGUGCCAAGGAGCCUCGUCCGAGGAGUGCCUCGUCUCAGACAUGGUGGUGGCGUCAGCUUAUGUAGAGGCCGACUUGGCUGAUGCAAUUGCUUGCUACACACGACGCCUCAAGGACUUGGUUGUCGGGGCGUCCAUCGAGGGAAGUCCAGUUCACCCUAAAUUUCCCCUGAGAGUUAAGGAAAAUCUUAUUGAUGGAAUCUUCUACCAGGAUGAAAAUAACAAAUGUUACAGAACGGAUAACAAUCUAAAUCGCCCCUGGUUUGCACUGGACUUCGGCACCACAGUAACUUUCCGCUUUGUUAAGCUCUUCGCACAGGCACUAGGCGCACUAAGCAUGGUGAACACCAUCGCUGACGUGGAGGUGAGAGUGGGCAUGGCAGCCGUGACUACCCCAGGAGACUUCAGCUCAUACCAAUUCUUCGGAAACUUUACCGGACCUGCUGUUGAGUUUGGACAAGUGAUUGUGUUGGAGUCUCCCGCCUCUGUGACGUCCAGGUUCCUCUCGGUGCAGAAGAUGCAGGACGGGGAGAGGCUGCAAGUUUGUCAUAUAGAAGUAUAUUGAGAGAUGUGUUCAAAGCUGUGGAGAAAAAUAAACCUAAAGGAAUUCACUUCCGUGUUGGUCUUUUUUGUAGUUAUCAAAAUAUUUUAUGAAGUAUAAUUGAGAAUGAUAGAUCAUAUACAUAUUAUAUAUUUUUUUUCUUUUUGGUGGUGGUGGGCAGGGAUAGGCAUAGAUCUAUUUCCUGCUUACGUUUUUGUUCUAUAAGAAUAUUACUGAUAACCCAAAUGGGCGGUUCAUGUGAUGCAUUUUGACAGAAAUUAAGGAAAAUUAAAGACAUUAAUC